AUUGGCCACAGCUGGCGUCUGCUCACGGUAGGCACUAAAGAUAGGGAAGGUGGGUCACACGUGGACAGGGCCUCUUUUAUAGCCCCACCACCCCAGUUGGCUCUGCCUUCCACCACCUGACCUUCUGCCUGCUGCCUACACGAGCUGUGCACACUCAUCAUGGAGAAGAUCCUGGUCCUUCUGCUUGUCACUGUCCUCGCAGUGGCCUAUGCUGUUCCUGACCCCCGAGGCAUCAUUGUCAACCUGGACGAGGGAGAGCUCUGCCUGAACAGCAUGCAGUGCAAGAGCCGCUGCUGCCAUCGUGAUACCGGAAUGAGCCUGGCCCGCUGCGCACCCAAGGCCAGCGAGAACAGCGAGUGCUCUGCCAAGACACUCUAUGGGGUUUACUACAAGUGUCCCUGUGAGCGGGGCCUGACCUGUGAGGUGGACAAGACCAUUGUGGGCUCCAUCACCAACACUAACUUUGGUACCUGCCUUGAUGCUGGCCGUCGCUCCAGGGAGUGAGACCAUCCUGCACCCAGCCCGGCACAUCGCAGGACGCUCCUCCUCCACUGCCCCCGACUGCUCACCCCCUUGACCAGAGCCUCUGUUUUCUGAUUGGGUUCUUGGUGAUUAAAGCCUAUCCUGCAA
Molecule: messenger RNA, 630 nt
Organism: Talpa occidentalis (Iberian mole)
Lineage: Eukaryota; Metazoa; Chordata; Mammalia; Eulipotyphla; Talpidae
Gene: CLPS
Product: colipase
Exons: 3
Coding region: 160-504 (114 amino acids)
Biological process (GO): lipid catabolic process; positive regulation of catalytic activity; digestion
Cellular component (GO): extracellular region
Molecular function (GO): enzyme activator activity; lipase binding
Source: RefSeq, a predicted model, not a curated record